AUGACACAGCCAUGCUUUUUAUGGGGCGACCCCAGUGUGGAGCGUCGGGGCAGUCCCUUGAAGACAGCACUUUUAUUGCUAGUGGUUGCAAUCAGCUUCAAGACGGGGUAUGGAGCUUUAGGGGACGCUGUUUCGUCGACGUGCCCCUUCAAGGGUCCCUCUACUGAAACUUUUGUGCGGUGGAGCGACAUCAGCACCUGGCCGAAUGGAGUAGUCCCUGGAGUGGACCCGUCCAAACCAGCAAACGUGGUCAUCCCAUGCGGCCAAUCAAUCCUUCUAGAUCGGCCGAGCCUCAAUCUGGGGCUGUUGAACGUCAGCGGACAUCUCAAGUUUCUUGAUGACCCCAGCUUGCCUCUCAUCUCGAUCAACGCAACUGCAAUCGUCGUCUUCGGUCAGCUGACCAUCGGCACCCCGGCGCAGCAAUUCUCCAACAAAGUGAACAUCACCCUGUUCUCCAAUGGGACCCAGGAGCAGUACGUCAGCUACCCCGCGUUUAACGGCUCUCUACAAAGUGUUGGGGAGAAGGUGUUUGCAGUGGUCGGAGGACAGGUCAACCUGCACGGAAUGCCCGGCGGUUCUCAGACGCCGACUUGGGUGCACCUCUCAGCGACUGCGCGAAAAAACGCGACCAGCAUCCAGGUGGAUACUGACGUCAGCAAGUGGCCGAUUGGCGGCCGGGUCGCGAUUGCGUCAACGGACUACGACAUGGAGCAGGCGGAGACGGUCACGAUCGCCAAUAUCACUUCCGGACCGGGGGGAGCUUACACCCUGACCUUCACCCCCCCGUUGCGUUACAUGCACUGGGGCGACGACAUGGAGUCGGGGGCGCCCGGGAGGCUGCUGUUCCAGAAGGCGGAGGUCGCCCUGCUGACGAGGAACAUUUACAUUCAGGGCCAGCGUGAAAGUGGCCGCCCCCUCGUUGGGGGGCACUUCAUCGUGUAUGCGACCGCGACGCCCCAGUUCAUCGAGGGCGUGGAACUGGCGUACAUGGGCCAACAAGGACAGCUGGGGCGUUACCCGAUUCACUUCCACAUCUGCCGCAGCCACGCCAACUCGUACGUCCGCAAGAUCACCGUCCGAAACACGCUCCAGCGAUGCGUGGUCGUCCACGGCACAGACGACCUGCUUAUCGAAGAAAACGUCGCCUUCAACUCGACGGGCCACUGUUACAUGACGGAAGACGGAGUCGAGGUUAACAACACCUUCUCGCACAACCUCGCCGCGGCCGGCUACCCAGCCAAGGUCCUGAUUCCCCCCCAGUUCACCGAUCCGCCGAAUACGGACAACACCCCCGGACUGUUCUGGAUGGCGAACGCAAACAACACGCUGGUGAAUAAUGCCGCAGGCGGCUCGAGCGGCUCCGGCUUUUGGUACCAAUUGGAGCGACGCGUCCGGGGCAUUAGUGUGGGCUUGCCCGGGGCGAGUGACGUCAGCCCCCGGUACAUACCGAUCAAGCUCUUCGAGAACAACACGGCGCAUUCCUGCUCGCAAGGCGUGACGACCUACGAGCGGGGCUUUAACCCAACCGUAGUAACCCACCCCGUGCCUGGGGUUAACCUCACCACCCCGGUGCCCACGUGGCUAACCGGGGUGAAUUCGUACAAGAACUAUAUUGGAGUCUUCCCGCACAACUCGCAAUGGGUCUCCUUCCGAAACGCCACGAUCGCCGACAACGCUUACGGCGUCCACGCAACCGGGUGGAACCUCCAGAUCCUAGACUCGUUGGUCGUGGCCGAGAGCCAGAACCUCGGGACGCCUGUGUUGUGUACCAACAUAACGGCCUACCCGGAUUGCAUUCCUCUGGAUACUUGCACGCUGCCGGCUCCCGGCGCGCUUGACCCGGCUUUCCGGGUGCGCACGAUUCCCAAUCCUGGUGAGAAUGGAAGGCGUCGGGUCAUUGGGCUCCAACUGAAAGAGGAAGGCUACCCGCUUCCCCUUCCGGGCCAGGGCCUACUCAGAGGCCCUGUUCUCGUGUCGGGAGUUACCUUUAUUGGGUUCUCACCCCGCUGCGACGUCGACUAUUCCGUGACCAGCACGAACGCCGACUUCGGAGCGGGCACCGCUUUCAACCCGGGGCAUACUUUCCAAAACAUCACUCUGAUCAACUGCUCGCGCCCAGUGUUCUACAACCCAGCAGAAACCUGGAACGCCACCGCGAACAAUUUCCUCGGUUACACAUACGCCGACGCGGGGUGGAUGCACGCCAUACGAGAUGCCGACGGCUCCCUCAUCGGGCCCUCCCCGCUGUCCUCCAACUCCACCAGCCUAGUUCUGACCAAGUCCGCGGGAACCGUUACCGCCACCGUUACCGCGGCAGACAUGUUUGUGGGCGUAGCUUCCACCGCCGGGAACACGAACGAGAGCGGGUCGGACCAAUGGGGGGUCGGCUUUGUGGUGUCGAACAGUUCGCACAUGCUGCCGCUGAAAAGCGAUACGAGAGCCGUAUGCGCUCCGGAGCCAACUUGGAAUGCGUACCGAUGUUGGGGGGUGUGCUAUCGCACGCUUUGGGUCUACUACUACGAGCCGGGCUUCGACGGGAAGGAUACCUCCGUUCGAAGCUCGUUGCGCGUAACACGGGUUGCAGACGGAGUGUCAAUCACACUCACGGGGACGUCAGCCUCGGCCUCUGGCACCCUAAUUUCUGGACCCAACUUUUGGCGCGCGUUUUCGGCGAACCUCAUCGUUGGGCCGGCAUACACGUACACCGUUCAGAAGAUUGGCGGCAAGAAGCCUUUCGUAGACCCGUCUUGGAUCUGGUUCGGCUUCCAAGACGACAGCGCAAACUGCGGGCUGUCGUCGAAAGUGCGCAUUCUCACCAACUCGACGAGCACCGUCUAUCAAGUACCGGGCACCGGAGCGGCCUUUCCGUUUUACAAGUACUGCGAGCUUCCGACCGACUCCGUCAAGGGCACGUUCCUUUCAACUUACUGCGACGCGGGAAACAACUCGGUUCUGGAGGCGAACCUCGGCAUCUUGAGACCGCUGAACGAACUCCCGCUGAUCAACGCGACGCUCCAGACGACCAAACCCGGCACGUGUGCUCAGAACGCCACGUGUGGGCUCGUCGCGUCUGGGGACACGUGGCAGUACGUGCCUCGCGCCCCGGUGGCGCCAUACCCGCAAAGUGUCGCGGGAGUGGACGGCGCUCUUUCCGGGCAGACCCCCCUCGCGACCGGCUACGUCCAAAUCAACGACGCACAUUACAGCGUCGUCCCGCACGACGAUCUGGCACCGUCCACCAUAAUUGCCGGCCAGCCCGACACGCUGUACCUCUGGACAAGCUUCACCGUUACCGAUGCCAGCUGUUACCGCAACCUGACGGUCGGCGUCAAAGCGAAGUACGGGUACCGGGUGUACCUGAACGGAAUUCCGGCGGUGACGCAGUGGCUGGCGGUAAACGGAACGGGCCUGCUUUACAGCAUCCAGGCUCCUUACGCCCCGCCGGCUUCGUGGGAGCAGUCCCCGGUUCCGCAAUCGACCGCCGGCGCGGAUGUGAAGAACCAGACGGGUCUCGUGACCGGUACAAACAUCGUGGCGGUGGAAGUCUACCGGUCUGCCCCGAACACUGUUCCCAACCAGAUCUACUUUGACUUCUGGAUGGCUGCUGCUAAUAUAUGUACCUGACUUGGAAGACAAGUCCAUCAGCACUACAGUCGUGGAACGACUUCGCGCUUCAAUCUGGCCGGAGGCAAUGUAUAUGUACGAUAGCUAACCCUUUGUUGUCAUCGCGACACACCGCUCGAGUUGAAAGGACGUGUGCAGUCGAGUUGGCCGCUUGACAUGCUGAAGAAUUGUCCCUACGUUGAGUAAGAAAAUUGAUUGCAGACCCAUCAUUUUGCCGAAUAUUUAUUUGUAUGGCUGCGCUUUGACUACAAUGAUACUAAGAGUCCAAGUAUAGAGCUCUUUGCAACCGAAACUUGAAAGGGGAUAUCAUCGUUUGGAUUUGACGCUACAGUAACGUGUUAGCUUUAUGGCCGGUGUGUCCUGC
Molecule: messenger RNA, 3988 nt
Organism: Klebsormidium nitens
Lineage: Eukaryota; Viridiplantae; Streptophyta; Klebsormidiophyceae; Klebsormidiales; Klebsormidiaceae
Source: the annotation of a GenBank genome assembly